This is a messenger RNA of Acytostelium subglobosum LB1, 381 nucleotides long. RefSeq lists its product as hypothetical. Gene Ontology annotation, biological process: actin filament severing; actin filament depolymerization; cell motility. The record is from RefSeq and is a predicted model, not a curated record. The coding region runs from base 1 to 381 and encodes 126 amino acids. The transcript is spliced from 2 exons. Gene Ontology annotation, molecular function: actin filament binding. Gene Ontology annotation, cellular component: actin cytoskeleton; actin cortical patch; cytoplasm. NCBI's taxonomy places the organism in Eukaryota, Evosea, Eumycetozoa, Acytosteliales, Acytosteliaceae.
AUGGAGGUAUUCGAUCAGAUGAAGAUGAAGCAUCAGUAUGGUAUUGUUUUCUAUAAAUUGAAUGAUAACAAUACACAGAUAGUUGUUGAUAAGACCUUUGGUACUGGUACACCAUUCAACACAUUCCUCUCGGAACUUCCUUCCACCGAAUGUCGCUACGCAUUAGUGGAUUUCACCUACACCGACAACACUCUCGAGAAGAAGAAGUUAGUCUUUGUAUCUUGGUGUCCAAGCCAAUCUAGUAUCAAGUCCAAGAUGAUAUAUACAGCAUCAAAGGAUGCACUCAAGAAGGCUUGUGUUGGUAUCCAAGCUGAGAUCCAAGGAUGUGACAUCUCAGAGGUACAAGAGGAAUGUUUCAUCGAGAAGAUAAAUAGAUUAUAA